GGCGGCGGCGCGGACAAAUGGCGCCCGCGGCAGCGGGUGUGGAGGACGCGCCCCCCGACGGGGAGGACCUGGUCCGCUGGAGCUACCAGGCCCUCGUGGACUCCUUCGGGGCGUACCACGGAAGCGAUGCGGAAGGCGUGCGGGCUGCCAGACCUCUGAGGCAGCUGGCAUGCCGCAUCGCCGGCCAGCGGGCCUUCGAGACCAACGACAAUGUCCCCGAGGAAGGCGAGGAGGAGCUGGAGGACGAGGAUGUGGACGACGAUGACGAGGAGGAAGAGGCCCCCGCGCCGAAGGGAAAGGGCCGCCGAGGCGCCAAGGGCGGCAGGGGCGGCAAGGGCGGCAAGGGCGGCAAGGGCGGCAAGGAGGGCCGAGGCGGCUGGCGGCUGGCGGGCCCGCGGGACCACUUCGGGGGCGCCGGCGUGGCCGCGCGGAGCCCCCUGCUGCUGCAGUCGCGCGGGACGGCCGCGGCUGGCGUACCUCCGGCUGGCAGCUUCCUGGGCCACGGCGGCCGCGCGGGCGGCGUCGGCACAGCGGGCGAGCAGGGUGCCAGCGCUUGCUCGGCGGCCGCGGCACCCGGCGAGGUGGUGCUGGAGCCGCGGCGGGGCGACGACGGCGAGGGCGAGGGCGAGAUCGGGCCCGAGCAGGCGGCGGAGUGGAUGGAGUAUUCCUCUUGCUGGCGCAUGCGCUGGGCAGAGGGUCCCCAGCUGCCGCUAUUCUCAGAGCAGGGCAGGGUGAGACAAGGGUGACGUUUUUGCCUUUUUCGCCUCCGAGGGGACUCCUCGUCGACACGGCUGGACGCAACGUGAAAAAUCGCUGCGUUUGGACCCCGGGA
This is a messenger RNA of Prorocentrum cordatum, 832 nucleotides long. NCBI's taxonomy places the organism in Eukaryota, Dinophyceae, Prorocentrales, Prorocentraceae. The record is from the annotation of a GenBank genome assembly.